GUAAUUUUGUUGUCAAGUCAACUGGCAAAAUUUGUCAUUAUUCUUUGCCGUGAACGUGAAUGUCUUGUGUAUUGUGUUAUUUAUUGUGAAAAAUAAAACUUAGUUAUGGAUUUUCACUAUUAUAAUGGAAGCGAAAAUCCAAAAGCAAAUAAUUGACUACUUUUCGUAUUUCGACGAGUUCCAUACCGCUGUGAAAACAAGUUUGAAAGAUUGCCAAAACUGCGCUGCAUCUAUAAAUAAACUGAUAAAGCGUUGUAAGAACAUAAAAGAGACGGACGUGACGGGGACACCGUUGGAAGAAUUCGAGGGAUUACAAAGCAAGUUGUGUGCUUCAAUACAUAACCUUAUUUCGGAAGACGUUCUUGAGAUCCGAAGUAAAUUAAGCACACUUGAAGAACUGUUAGAUAAAUUGUGCAACAAAAGCAAAACGCUAAGAGACACCUGUAGAGAAACAGAGUUACAAGAAGACUCCAUCCUCGUCAAAGGUACACCACUUCAACCUCCUUUAAAGCAACUCCUUGAGUUUGCAGACGACACCAUAACCUUUGGAAGCCAAGUAGUUGCUCAAAUAAACACAUCCCUAAACAUAUUAUCAUACAAGGAAUUAGACACAGAACCAUUAGGAGACAAUUUUCGGUUCCCCGCCAACUGGCAGAGACGCAUAUCAGAAAUUAUAUCUUACACAUCAUUCUUAUCUGAAAACCAAAUAUAAAAAUGGAUUUACUUGACUCAAUCCUCAAUUCUAUGCAAAAGCCGCCUUCGGCUAGCGAAGCACAGAAAAAUGCUAUGCGGAAACAGAAAGAGGCUAUGGAACACAGGCAGAAAGAGGAAAGGAACAUGAUCAAUAGGUUCAGGACAAGAGUUGAGGAGAAGGUAAGUAACUUUAUCAAAGAUGGUACAAAACCACAUCUGCAAUUUGAACCAAUGGACCAAAUGUACAGAACCAUCAUCAGAGAUGUUUCCGAAAUUGCCGGCUUACAAGUGUUCUCCUUCGGACAAGAAGGUGUUGACCGAUACUCUGUAGUUUACAUGAAAGACAACGGACCCUCAGAAGAUGAGCUCACAGUACGUAGAGCAAACGGAGUCUGGGACGAAGAGAAAGCUGCAGAAAUGGUCCUAGAAAAUGUUGAAAGAAAAAGGCAAGCAGCCUUAGAUUUAGAAGAAGAAAGAAAUAGGAAACGUAAGCGUGGUAAAGAAGAACUAAGAGGUACUUUCUAUAAACAGAAAUAUGCUCACUUGAUUGGGCAAGAGGCUGCAAUAGAUGCUGCUCAAAAGACUAACGUAAACAAGAGUUACGGAGAGGUGCCUAGUGAGAAUAAGAAGGAUCAGCGGUCCAUUGAACAGACUAUGGCUGACAUUAAGGCUAAGAAGAUGAAGAAAGCGGAGACGGAAAAGAGGGAUGCUGAGAGUAGUGAUCAAAUUUAGUGUUUGUUUCAAUUAAACACUAGUUAGAGAGUA
This is a messenger RNA of Trichoplusia ni (cabbage looper), 1458 nucleotides long. RefSeq names its product sperm-associated antigen 7 homolog. The transcript is spliced from 3 exons. Bases 715 to 1425 code for a protein of 236 amino acids. The record is from RefSeq and is a predicted model, not a curated record. Gene Ontology annotation, molecular function: nucleic acid binding. Lineage: Eukaryota; Metazoa; Arthropoda; Insecta; Lepidoptera; Noctuidae.